Messenger RNA from Symbiodinium natans, 555 nucleotides. The record is from the annotation of a GenBank genome assembly. NCBI's taxonomy places the organism in Eukaryota, Dinophyceae, Suessiales, Symbiodiniaceae.
AUGCCCUACAGCGGGCAGGAAGCAGCGGAGGAGGCCUUGCAGGAGGCCCGCAAUCGCCAGGACCAGGUCAUGGAAGCCGCCGCGCUCCAGACGCUUGUGGCCGUCCAUCUCGCCCAGAAAGCAGUGCCUGCGGCCGUUCGUUAUGCCCAGGAGGCAGCUGUGGCUUUGGAAGCGCUGGAGGAUCGCGUGGCCGAGGCAGGAGCUUGGCACCUGGCGGCGCAGCUCCACAUGAGCAAGGACGCCUUGAACGCCUCGGAAGCCCUGCGCUGUGCUCAGGCAGCACGGGCGGCGCAUAAAGGCUGCGAAGUAAGUGCAAACGAAGAGGCCACCGUCCUGCAGACGCUUUCCGCCGCCCACUUGGCCAACGGCGAGGCCGCCAAGGCGCUGGAGGUGGCCAGCGCAGGUCGCGAGCUCUGCAAGCAGGCGCUGCUGCGCUGCUUCGCUUUUGCCAUUCGUGGCCAACAGAAUCUGCACAAGAACUUCGCUUGCUCCCGCCGUGCAGACUUCUUACGAAGAGUUCUUUCCUCUGAACAAAGAAGCCGCGGAUUCGUCUGA